Molecule: messenger RNA, 17705 nt
Organism: Pocillopora meandrina
Lineage: Eukaryota; Metazoa; Cnidaria; Anthozoa; Scleractinia; Pocilloporidae
Source: the annotation of a GenBank genome assembly
GGAAGACCUGUGACAGGUCGUACAAGGCGCAGAAAGGUUUCGAAGCAUCUUGUGGUUAGAGCUUCUAGUAGCGUCCUAGCUGAUUAAUCAUGGAGUUUUCCAAAAGCUCCGAAAAGAUGGUCAUUCCAGAUUCGGAAAUAAAGGUUUCAGGAGGACGAUCUAAAGAGAGAAUGAUCACAAUGGCAAUUUUUGGUAUAGGUGUCAUCCUGUUCAUCGUGGGAAUCGUGCUGAUUGCAGUUGCAACAGCCGACAAGAAUGAGACCGAGAAAUCUGCAGGCAAUUCAUCCACUGAUAAACAAGGACAGACCGAGGAAACCACUGCACCCCCAACAGAGGCAACCAUUGCAACAACAACAACAACAACAAAGACACCCCUUACAACAACGACCCAAGCUCCUUCAGGUCAAUGUGAUUUCUCUGAAGAGGCACAGCGAGUGGAGCUUGGCGAGUUCCUAAGUCGAGUGAAAGCUACAUACUACAAACUUCAUCCCUACGACGUUUAUUGGAACCCUGAUGCAACCCCGAGCGAGAUCCGACAAGAAUUUGUUGCCUACGAUCCUACUCCGUCUGUGAUUAAAAAUCGAACCGACACUGCCCUGGAAUUGCUAAAGGAAAUCAACGAUAAGAAAAUCAUUGCUGAUGCGUUACAACCCCGAGAAAGGAAAGCACUGGCUCAGGUGAAGCACUAUCUGCAGCAUAUAUUCGGCCAACCUUAUGACGUAAAUUACUAUGCAGGAGACUGGAUGUUGGGACCGAAUUUGUUUUGCUGGCAGGAAAUCUGCUACCAUGGAUAUGCUGUUCAUAAUGGCAUAGGGCUGCACCACAAACCUUACAAUGCAUCCGACGUGGAGCUCAUAGAAAAGAAGCUCAAAACUCACAAAGCAGGCAUUUUGCAAUACAUCGAGAACAUGAAGAUGGGAGUACGCAGAGGAAUGGUCAGAAGUGUAGAGGAGUGUGAAGCUGGUAUUAACACAAUCAAAAGACAGUAUUUGAAUGUUUCACGAUACAACGCAACAGGUAAGGAAAUAUGAAGUGAUAGCUUUUCAACGAGUUUCGUUGCGCAAUCCAUAACUAUGUGACACAACCUCAAGAAACUAGAAGAGACCACUAGUAAUUUAAUCUUGAAUUCAGACAUGUGGCAGGCGUUGAUAAAGGGUUCGCAUUUAACAGACGGCCGUUUGUGUUCUUCACCAAAACACCCUUCUUCGAGGGGAGCGUCGCGAUUCUCGCUUUAGCGGUUUUGGCUAUUUUUUAGAUCGGUUUUUCGUUUUUUAGGAUUUGGCUUUCGUUUUCAGUAGAAAAAAAAAAAACACACACACACACACAUAAUGGGAUUCUGAGAUUUGGUAUCCGAUAUGGUUUACAGUUUUUCCCAUUUCGGUUCCGGUUUUUCCUCAAUGUGAGUGCCAAUUAUGCGCUUCCACUGAUCUCGAUAGUCGCGAAACCUCUGUAAGUUGCACUUGUCACUGACUGUAUCGGAUCGUAAGGGGUUUUGAUAACUGGGAUGUCAAAAUUUAUCGGUAUGGACGGUUUUGCAUGCGGUUUUGGUUUUGAUCGAAUUUUGUGCGGUUUUGGAUGAUUUUUUUUUUCCCACUUUUUGCGGUUUCUAAUAGACCCCAAUGCCCCCUCCUUUUCAUUUUUGAGGCUAAAGUCAGGAAAUGAUGACUGAAAGAUGUCAUUAAUUAACAACUGAAUGUUUUACUACGAGUGAUCCGUUUUUACUGAUGUUCUUAACAGCUGUAAGCGACUGAGCGGCGCAAAUUGCCUUUGGGGAUGAAAUCUCUAUCGUUUUCCAUGGUCACGCAAAUAAAGUUAAGAUCAGCCAGCGAUUUUUAAAAAUUAGGAUACUCUUCUCCACUGCAGGUAUGGUUGAGGCGAUCAUGGCAUGAAUAAAUAUCUCGUUUUGUGGACAAGUUAUCUGAUAGCGGCCAGUACUUGACUUGCCAUGAGAUAAUAAAAAGCCUAUUACUUAAGCGCGUUCAAAUUCGUGUGAUCAAAUUCUGUUGUGCAAGCUUGCCCCACUUUUCAUUGCGCAAUCUAUUGAUACGUGUGCAGGGAUUAAAACAUAGCAGUUUCGCUUGGUAAAACAUUCAAAUUACGGCGUUGAAAAUGUUUCCAAACGAUUGGUUGAUAUGUCAGCCUUGCCAUCAUCGAGAUAUGAAACACUUGGAGAGCUUAGAGAGCACUCGAGAUGCUUGAAUUUCUCUAGCUUCGUCUCGAGCAACUUUCAUCCAUUUUUCGUGCUCUCAAAACCUUAGAAGCGCUUCAUUUAUCGAUAAAAGUAAGCGGAAGCUUGAGCCAGUUGCUCAUUAUUGCCCGUUUGGAACAGUGAUUUUUCAAAGUUAAUUUAGAAGUGCGGCGUUCUGUUACAAGCAAACCUUAAACCUGAUCGAAAAAAUAAAUAUUUCGAGACACUCUCGAUAGAUGGACGACUCAAAUAAAACAGAUGUUUGUAAUUGAAUGACCUUUGAUGUCAAAACAGCAAUUAAAAAAAAAAAAAAAAAAAGAAGAAGAAAUGUCGCCACCGUUUUUUAAAACAUUUUAAUAUCAAUGAAAUUUCACUUCAAAUCGAUUGAAAACAUUUACAAUGAGGCGAGCGCUUGGGGAAUAAAUUGAAUUGCAUGUAUUCAACUUCAAGUCUUGCGUAACUGUCAUCAGAAACGGUUUACAUAUGAAUCAAAGUGACCAUGAAAAUGAAAAGGUCUAAAAUUCAAUCAGCUGGUCAGCGGAAAGAUAAUUACGUUUCUACGGUCGUGAUUUGGUUCUGUUUAACUUUGUUUAUCUAUCACUAAUUGUUACUGUAAAAUUAACAAUUUUGAUUUAGAUUUAUCACAUAUCAACUAUGCGGGUUAUUUCGAUUGAUAAGCAAUUGGAAGUGGAUUUAUCUCAAAUGGUUUUGAUCCGGUGACCAUUUGAUAUGUUGACUUAAUAAUGAUAGUAUUAAUAUUAAUUUUUACUUUAUUAAUAGUGAUAACUUAAAUAUCACGAAACAAAAAAGUCGAGAGAACUCCAGAUGGGUAGAGCUUCUGUACUAAUCUCAAAUGUGAGAAUCGUUCGGCAUUUUGGUUUUCUUGGCGUUAAACAGGAAGUCGAAAGCCUGCUUAGAGAUUGAGGCUGGAGAGGACAUGCUUUAUCAGAACUUGUGCACAGAAGUCUCAUCCGUUGCUAUUUCACCGGAAAUCACCCCCAGUAUCCUCCCUGGGUACCCUAGUUUUCUCACGAUUCCAUACAAACUUGUUUAACCAUUGCAGGCGUGCUUAAAGCAUGGUUUGUGAAACCAAUACUGGAUCCUGAUUUCUACAGUAACAUCACAGAAGAGACUGAAACAGCCUGGAAGGCGGCACACGGCCAAAAGAAUGUCAGCGAUAGUAUAAAGGAAUAUCUGGUGACAUAUGUGGGAGAGCCACUUGAACAGAUGUUAAGGUAUGAGAGUAAAACUUUCUGUGUUUUGUGAAACUAUGUUUCGAUUUUUUUAAAGUCAUUUUUGCGACUUGUAAGAUUAUCUGAGUGACAGGCGUUCGACUGGAACUCGCGUUACUCACUUGUCGGUUUGCACAACUCGUGCCCGUUUAAGCUACGUAGGUUACUUUCAAGACUACCGAAUAUCAAUGUGGUUAGAAAGAAAAACACUAAGAUGUGAUUAUUAAACCGAGAAGAUACAAAGCUGGCUUAGGAGGGAUAUGAUUACUAAGACUAAAAAUAAGGAACUAAAAAAAUGAAUAUGUUUAUACAACGCGAGCGUUUGUUAAUUCUAUAAUUAACGCCCAUUAGGGGUUAUCAUUUAGCGACAAGAAUCAAUCCUUUCUCCGGUUGUUUUGUCCCUUCAAAUUAAUCAUAUUGUAAAGAGCCUUCGGUAUAUGGUCUCUUUAGAAGGAAUGAAGAGUUACUAUUUGUUGGGGAAUCUCUUGCUUGAAAAAUUGAAAAAAAAUAGAGGUGUUUACAAUUUUACUACACCUGAGAAAACCAAAGGGAGAACCACAACAAAUAAGGGUGGCGGUUUGAAGUAUCAGUUAAAUUUUCUGUUUGCUGCUGAUUUUUUUUCCUAAUAAUUUUGCUGCACUUUGCUUCUGUCCUUUAAAUUAGAUGAGAUGAUGUUUAAUUAUGUCAACUUUCAGGUACGUUGAAUAUGAACACUUUCGUCAUUGCGUUCCAAGCAACGUAUCUAGCGGUUUAGCUGGUCUUCCGCUGAAGUAUGUUUGGCUUGAUGGCAAAGAGAACACGUCCCAGCCCACAGACCCACUCUUGCCCACAGGUGAAAAGUUGAAUGGAUCGUUCGCCUAUUCCAAAAUCAUGUCGUACUUCACAACAAAUGACAUGACUCCGAUGGAAGUUCAUGAGCUUGGCAAACGGCAGCUCGCUAUUCUCUAUCCUAUGGUAAGGAACAUUUCGGUUUCAGAAGUCUUAGAACCCUUAUGUUUAGUUCACUAAGCAUAAGGGUUUGGCUUUGCGCAUUUCCCUCAGAUCACUUUAAAUUAAUUGCCUUUAAGUUGACCGGAGUAGCCGAUGAUCCUGGCUUGCCUUAUCGCAUGUCACUUUUGGUGGUCGCCUUGGAAUAGAAACCAAACUCAAAAGAAACACUUUACAAUCCAGGGAAAUUUAGCAUUAUCAACUGCGUUGGCAACGUAAAUUGGCCUCCGUAAAGAUUUUAAAAGCUGACGUUUCUAGCGUUAGCCCUUCAUCCAUCCCUAUGACGAAGGGCUGACGCUCGAAAUGUCAGCUUUUAAACUCUCUGCGAUGGCCAAUUUACGUUGUCAACGCAGUUGGUAAUACUACUACCCUGUUAUACUCUCCCACCGAUGCACCACACUUUCCUUAGAAACUUACCCCCUUUACUCGCUUUUCAAUCCCUUUAUCUUCAAUAUUUUCGUAACUUUAAGACUUGUUUCAACUGAUCUGUUAGUAAAAAGCUAUUAAAAACGUUAGGUGGUUAACUCUACGCUUUCCUGCCCCUCUGCCCCACCCUACACUUUCAGUGACUGUACACAUAAUGUGCCGCUUUCGAACUGAACAUCCCCAGUCCAGGUUCUUUUGAGCUGCAUUUCAUCGAGUCGGAAAAGCAACAGUCUAUAAAUGUCUUUCAGUCUUUUAUAUCCAACCGUUUUCUACUGCAAAGAGAAACUACCUGCAUCAAAAUCAACUUGAUAAUCUUACCUAUAAAAAAAAUUGCAAGUUGUGUUACCUUUUGCUGAAUCAUUUACAGGUUGUCGAUGUUGCAAAACUUGUUACCGGAAUGAACGAUAAUGACACAGCAGUAGCGAUGUUCAGAGAGAAACUAAACUCAUCAGAGAGUUAUUUCAAUCCGGAACCAAUCCCUAAAAAUGAGUCUGAUAAAGAGGCACACAAGAAAUGUAGCGAUAUUGAUGGAGCCAAAAAGUAUUGUCCCAAGCGAUGGGCUGCUCUAGAGCUGUGGAUGGCGGAAUCUAGGAAGGUGGGUUCAUCCAAUUUGUUACGUAAAAUUACUAAGUCCAUCUGCUAGGUCUUGGAAGCCAGGUGACUUCCACAUGAAAAGCGUGCGAUAAUUAUUUUACGCAAUUUUAUCCUUCCCUAAUGCGAGGUUUGAACAAAAAAAAUGCUUAUUUCAGUGAUAAGUUUACGAGUAUUUUUACUGUUGUUAUUGUUGUUGUUGUUUGUUUGUUUCAUUUAAUUUUUGGUGGUUUUUCUGAGGAAAUUUCAGAUAGAGGUAAAAACGAUUAGUUUUUGUUUUACCCGGUGUAGGUGAUGAGUUUGCUGUCACCAAAGACGAUUCCCUUAUUCCACUUUACUGGGGACUAUGCGACUACACCCAUCUGCCCAGUUGAUAUGCAGCCCAAUCUGAAUCCGUCCAGUGGAGCUCAAAGCUAUCAAAGUGCGGGUUCAGCCUGCACAAGGAGCGCCAAGUACAACCUUCCAUUUUUCUUGGAAAAUUUGGGUCCCAGGUUUUCUGAAUGGAGCGUGAACGCACACGAGGCGAGGCCAGGACAUCAUACACAGGUUAGCCCUUCAUCAGAGCGAUUGAAGGCUGACACUUGAAAAUUCGGCAUAGAAACUCUUUACAUUAGCCAAUUUGCACUAUCGACUCAGGUGAUAAUACCGAAUUAAUCUUUUUAUGCUCCUCCACCGACGCAGCAACACCGUCGCAUACAUUAGUAUCGGCUUUGUACCUUUCACUGAGUCGAUUAAUUAAUUCUUGGCUAUACAUAACGGCUUCUACGAAUUGUUUCUCAGGUUCAGGGUAACGUGGAACACUUCCGUGACAUUUGCGGCGGUGUUAUUGGUUGGCUUGAUAGUGUCACGUACUACACAGCGUUUACAGAAGGGUGGGCUUUGUACGCUGAAAACCCACUAAUAGCUGAGGAUACAGACACUUAUAAGACAGAACCGAUGCAGAAGUUUGGAAUGCUGAAGUGGCAGGUAAGAUUGGACGCAAUGUGGUCUACUGUUUCACGAAGAAACUGGUAAAUAGUAUGCUCGCUGUCCAGCGUUCUUCAUAGCUUGGUGGUGUCACCACUGUUUUACAUAUAGCUCAUGCCAGAGGAUACAUAAGGCGAAUGCAGAGGUUUAAUUUUAACUUUUGCACUUUUAAUUCUGCCUCAAGGUAUGGCGAGCACUUCGUUUGAUUGUUGACACUGGUUUGCAUUACGUUGGAUUCUCGCGGGAUAAGGCCCUGGAAUACUUCAGUAAAUAUGCUUGGGACGAUACAGACCUUGCAAAGAAAGAGGUAAAAAAUUGAAGGGGGUCAUUGGUUUAUUAGCGCUAAGGAAAUCUAAAAUCUUUCUUCCUCCAGACUCCUACGUAUGUAGUACAAGUCAAUAACAUCAAGGAAGUUGAGAGAUGGUAAACCGCUAAGGAAGUAAAAAAAUAUUUGACUGGUCGCCAAUACCAAAAGCUUAUGAUUCUUACUACUUUAUUUGUGUUUGGAACCGUGUGACCCUCGGCUUUAACUUUAGUAUAUGAUUGGCUGCAAAACUUCGUUGAUUUAAGUCUUAACAAUCAAACACACAUCAUUCUGACUCGUUCUGCCAUGACAACUUGUGUUCAUUGCCCAUGUUGUCUCCUUUCUGUCAACUACUCUCAGGUGACUCGGUAUCAGAGCGACCCAGGACAAGCAACCGCUUACAUGAUUGGUCAGUUGCAGAUCAAGAACGCUAGAAAUUAUGCCAAAACUGAAUUGGGAGACAAUUUCAGUUUGCGAGACUUCCACUAUCAGGUAAAUCUAAUUGUGUAAGUUGGUCUAACAAUACGUUUGCUUUAAAGACGUUCAUAAUGAACUUAGUAUCGCCCCUAAAAGAACUUUCCUUGGCAAUUAGAGCGGAAAGAAGAAAGUACGAGUGCGAAAUUUCGAGGGAACAGCACAUGAAUGAGUCUUUCACUCAGCGAAUUUAGAUUUCUGGCAAUAACAGCUUCGAUGUGAUGGUUUCAAUGGCCAAAAAUUACCAAAAGUUUCCACCGCCGGUUUGUGGUGCUGCACUGAUUUGACGGUUUUUCUCUAGGUUCUUGCUCAGGGAUCCUCUCCUCUAGCGUACCUAUCUGAUCACGUGAACAAAUAUGUGGCGUGCGUCAAGGACAAAAAGAAAACAGGCUGUGAUGUCAUCCUGAAACCACCAAAGAAAGAGGAGGAAAAGGAGAAAGCAAAAGUAGGCCGCUGGGAAAAGAUACCGAAACCCAUUGUGCACCAUAUAUAAUGUAUAAGUGAACAACAAAGAAUGACAGAAGGAUGCUUUUGUAAUUUAAAUAAGCCACGCACCUUAAUGUAAGCUCUACAUCGCUAAAACGUUUACAUAAUAGAUUCUGUUGAUUUAGUUUGAAUGACCAUGAACAACUGUGCGUUUAUUGUAGUGGACGGUGAUGGUGAAGAAUGAACUCCAGCCUGAACACAUUUAACAUGGCUUAAGUCCUCAGUUGUAAUUAUCUUUAGCGUGAGACGUUUCUUGUCCGUAGCAUUUAUUAUACUACCCAUUAUAUCGAAACGAUUCCUGGUUUUUGUUAAUUUAACAAGCGAGUUUUAGGUGAUGUAGCAUCUUCACGAUUGUUUAGAUACAUUUUGCGAACUUGCAAAACAAAAGUUUGUCUGUAUAGGCUUGAUUAGAAUUUAAUUUUAUCGUAUUCUCCAACCAUUAGGGCGAAAUGAAUUAAUCAUCUGCAUUUCAAAAUAGUAAAAGGAAAAGGAAUAUUAUGUUUUAGAUUUGUUGAUUUGUCUUUGUUUUAAUGAAGUACCAACCCCUGCACCAACCCUCGCAGCUUAAUCCCCCUUGUUGUGUCAUUAAAAAUAGGUUAUGCGAUUAAAGCACAAACACACAGUAAAUCCACUUGUGAGAAACUGUUCUCCCUCUCAAAAACUCAAGUUCCUCUAGGUGACACUUGCCCCUUACCCCUUACAAAUGAAUGAAAACAAGUUUUCUUAUCAACUUGCAUUCACUUAAGACGCAGAAUUGACUUUCAAUUGAAGAUUUUACCGUGGUAUGUGACUUUUCAAAGAAACAAACUUUCCCUUGUGGUUAUGGCUGAACGUUGAAACAAUCUUGCUAAUGUUAGAAAUCGUAUAUCAUAAAGAAAUUUAUGUAUAUUUGCACUUUGUUUGCACGGCACGAGGCUUUAGAGUGAGUAUACUACAGGUUGGGUUGUCUCACGUGAUAUAGUGGUUUCAUUUUCUUUAAUUUAGCCGCGUCAAGUCUGAUCAGAGAAGAAAGAGGGCAAGGGGCUGUUGAGUACAUGCACUUACUUAGUCUGGAGGAUAUUUACUCCUGAGGUUAUCUUAAAGUUCCGAAAAAAGUAUAGUAGAUUCGAAAAACUACAAAGUGACCACAUUGUGAGACAAACGAUAAUAUUUUUUUCUUUUGAAGAGUCAUUUACCACGAUGACUAACCACAGCCUAUUUUAUAAUUUAGGUAUAUAGUUAACCUGUUAUACUUCUUGCAUCAGAUAACACCAAAGCCAUGAUUCGAAGUAAUGGAGAAACCAAACAUUUUCACCAUUUAUUUUCCCAGAAGUGUUUCAAGUUAAGUCAUUUGCAUUAAAUCAGGCAUUACCCAAUUUUUACAAAAUUAAGUGGCGAUCUCUGUAUAAGAGCGGUCCAAGGCGUUUCGCAUCGUACAAAAAGUUUCGCCUCAAACCUCGUCCAUUAAACUAUCCUUGGUAGUAAGUAAAAAAAACUACCUUAGUUUCUGGAAAUACGUUGAAAAAAAUUGAGAGCUCUCAAUAAUAAAAGUUGUAAAAGGCCCUUUUUUAACCUCUUGCGCCAUCGAAAUUUUCAAAAGUUGACAACACGCUGCAUGCAGCAAGAAAUCGUCGGACAGCUUUCUGAUAUUGGCCAAAAAUACUCUUUCUUUCUUUAUUGGGUGAUAUUUCUCAAGUCCAGACCAAACCAUCGAAAACUCCGGUUGAUUUCUUCUAAUAACAUGUUCGAAAGCAUGGAAAUGUAAAAACAUCUUACACUUAAUAGUUUCUUUCGCCAUAGUGACUUCAGAAUUUUGGUGGUUUUGAUUAUGGCGAACCUCUGAAUAAACACGUCAAAAUUGAACUGCUUUCCAAACCCCGUAUAUAUGACACAAUUUAGGAAUACAAACCAUUUCUUGCUGCAUGCAAUGUGUUACGAGGAGCGAGCUUGUCAACUUUUGAAAUUUACGAUGUCGCAACAGAUCAAAAAGGAGCUCAAGCUUCUUUGAUUAUUGAUAGCUCUCAAAAUCUUUUUUAAACGUAUUUCCAGAAACCAAUGUAGUUUUAUUUACUUACUACUAAAGAUAGUUUAAUGGACAAAGUUUGAGGCAAAACUUUUUUUUUCCAUUCGAAACGCCUUGGACCGCAAUUACAGAGAUCGCCACUUAAUCAGAGACCAACAAUGUUAUAAAGGUUUCAAAAGUCCUGUUAAAACGAUACCCCAUCACCUUCGUCAUGGCAUAGUGGCAAAAAAUGGUAUCUCAGACUCCGGCUGGAUCCUACAUUUCACGGUUACAUCCCAGACGACGUUACUUUGUUAAGGGGACCUCGACAACGAUACCUGCACUAACAUCUUCUUGCACAGCGGGCAUUCAAGAGCGUAAGCUGUCAAUAGAGGUUCAGCCCCCACAAGCUGCUGAAACAGAAAAAAAAAUCACAAAAAAAAAUCACACACAGUAGUCUCUAUUUCGCUCGGAAAUAUAGCGCCGCGACACGGUGUCGGUUCCCUUCGCACGCUCGUGGAUAGAGAAAUAUCUCAGCACGUUUACGUGCCAGAUGUAGGCAGUUGAUUAUGGCAUGUUGUAAUAUGGCGGUGUUUCAUCAGUUAGGUUCUCAAAUCAAUAUUUAAAAUUUAACAGUUGUUGAAAUUCAUGCGUUGUCACAGGAGUAAACUUCGAAUAAAGUCGAUCUGAGUUCGAAGUGUUUUUGUGAUUUUUUUUUUGUUUUUCCUUUGAGGGCGAUUAGUUACUUUUGAGUCAGAAUUCUCUGCUCUUGUUCUUGUUCUUAUCAUCAUAUUAGAUCAUCAUCAUAUUAUAAAGUGUGUCACUCUCAUCAUAAACUUUUUUCCCAGAAUCAACAUCAAAGACAGAAAGUUUACACUUCCAUUGCAUCCAGCAUUUGAUGAACUGUAAAUGUGAUCGUAUGUCUAAUAAAUGAAGAACGAUAUUUACUCGAUAUCUCAGGACUUUAACUCUUAGCCACAUGAUCUUAAGAGAUUUGAAGUGUGUAACGUUUUGAAAGACAAUUGAGGCUCAUAUUAAUUCAAAAGUGAAAUAUUGAUCUAAUUACUGCAUUUAUGGUGUGAUACUAUUUACGAACCCUGCAUUCAUCCCCGGUCUCUAAGGUAGUGGCUAAUUCAAUCGAGGGGCAACAGCCAAUUGCAACCGUUUUUAUAAAUGGUUAAUGGUCAUUAAUAAAUCUCAUGUAUUGUUCAGCGCAAACGCUUUUUAUCAAAUACUUCGAGUUAGGUUCAGUUGAGGGAUUCUAUACAAAGAUAAGCAUCAUGGAGAUGAAUAAAAGCUCAGAAACGGUGUUUUCCGACGAAAAAGAUGUCAAAUCUGCCGCAAGUGGUUUUUCGGCCGGUAGAAUUGUGUCAAUCGUCAUCUUGGCUGUUGGUUUAAUCUUCCUUCUUGCAGGAAUUGUGCUCAUUGUACUCGCAGUGAACAACUAUAAGAAAACCACAGGGCAGCGAGAUCAAAACAACUGCGACUUUUCGAGAGAAGCCAAUCGAGUUGGUCUUGGUGAGUUUCUUAGUCGUGUGAAGGCGACGUAUUAUAAACUUCAUCCUUAUGACGUGCACCGAGACCCAGAAGUAAAAACAGAAACGAUCAAAGCGGAGUACUCUGCUUAUGAUCCAACACCAUAUAUGAUUAAAAAGCGGACGGAUACUGCUCUGGCUUUGCUGAAAGAAAUCAAUGAUAAAAAGAUCAACGAAGACACGUUGAAACCCCGCGAGAGGAAGGCACUUGCUCAGGUAAAGCAUUUUCUGCAGCACAUAUUCGGUCAGCCGUAUGAUGUUAAUUACUACAAUGGAGACUGGAUGAUGGGACCGAAUUCGUUUUGCUGGCAGGAAAUUUGCUUUCACGGGUACGCCGUUAAUAUGUCACUAGGUAAACAUCAUAAACCUCACAAUUCUUUUGAUGUGGAGCUAAUCGAAAGAAAACUGAAAACUCACAAAGCUGGCAUUUUGCAAUUCAUCGAGAACAUGAAGAUGGGAGUACGCAAAGGAAUGGUCAGAAGUGUAGAGGAGUGUGAAGCUGGUAUUAACACAAUCAAAAGAUACUAUUUGAAUGUUUCUCUAUACAACGCAACAGGUAAGGAAAAAAGGUGAAUGUUGCGUAACAGUUGAUUAACCAAAAGUAUAUUACACCGUCCCAAGGACAUGGAUAGGACCAUCAGUAAUUUAAUCCUGAAUUCAAAAUUGCUGAAGGUUUGUUGAAGGGUUAGAAUUUAACGGACUACACUGCCACGGCCUUUUAAAAAUAAUUUGGCUGAGCAAUUGACAAAAGAAAUUUUUAAGUUCCACGGAUUGCUCAUCGAAGUGAAGGUACAUGUAUAUAUUUGAAACUUUGCGUGCGCUCUUGAUAAAACCACUAUAAAUCUAUUCACGACGUUGUCAAGGAUGCAUUGCUUUUGAGAUACAGUAUUGCAGUUACUUAUAGGCUUCAAGGUUUUAAGUCGAGUGGCAAUCCGAUAAACAAAGAUACCGCCAUGAGUAAAUAGCUAAAUAGACAAAUAAACAGGAAAACUUAAUUUGGCCCCUGUUACAGACCUUGAUCGACCAAUAAAGUUUUAUGGUCCAUGCGAAAAAUUUUAAGGCUUCGGUGAAUAUUCUAAUAUUAAGUUAGAAGUGGCUGAAAUAUUAGUUUAGAUGUUUGGCUUCCAUACAUCGAGUGUACAAGUUUCGAACUCUUUCAGAUGAAUUGAUUAUCCAAAAAAAGUAACCUUGAAAUUAGUAAACUUAGUUGCUGAGCUCUGAGGCCAGUCCAUACUUCCAACCAAAAGAGACAUGGACACUUUCAUCAAUACUGUUUUGUUGUCCUUCUGUGUUGUGGGCUUUAAAAUGAAACUUAUCAUCCGCAGUACUUUCAUUGCAGGUGUGCUAAAAGCGUGGUUCGUUCAACCCCUGAUGAAUCCUGAUUAUUACAGUAACAUCACAGAAAAUACGGAUAACAAAUGGAAGGCGGCGCACGGUGGAAAGAAUGUCAAAGAAACUAUCAAAGAAUAUCUGGUGACUUAUUUAGGAGAACCACUUGAACAAAUGUUAAGGUACAGUAUAGUUAUACUUAAAGAGCACAAUAUGAGGUGCAUCUUAAUAAGCUCAAACUUGGUUCGAACGAUUUCCUUUUACGAAUUUUUUUUCUUUUUCUUAAUGCUUUUUGAACAUGACUGUGACUUUUUGCUGAGAUCAGAGUUCCACAGCUUGUGGAACUGGGUGUUCAUCACGUUCAUUAGGCACCUAUAUUCGGAAAAUUAUCCGGCUAACUUUCGAUGGCCUUAGCAACUGAUUUGUUUAUUUAGCACGCGAGGAACAGAAAUUAUCCGUUACUUUACUGUAUUACACCCCAUGAAGGUUAUUAAUGUUCUUCGAACGCGCUAACUGACGAGUUCGGAAGUGAUUAGCAAGUACUUUUACUAUUUGGCCCCGAGCACCCAAGAAGGCAAAAUCUCACGUGAGAUUUAGAGUUUGAUUUCCGACCAUUUUCCAAUAUAUUUCCAAGAAUAAAUUUUUUUUCUUUAUGGUACAUGCUAAAACAAUACCUCGGUGUCGGUGAAAGUCAUGAUAUUUAUCUCGCCGCUCGGUAAAUAUCGACUACUAUAACCUCUUCUCCUGCUUUCGCAUUUUUCAAAGAACCUUCUAACAUCGACCUUGUCUCGAUGUACCAAGUAUUAUCCAGAGAUUAUCUGGGGAAGUCAUCUUAGGGCUGAUAUACAAACCCACAUAGAAUAUUGUUUACUACUUGCGAUCGCCACAGCUGGAGGGCUUUCAUCUAAAUAUAGUUUUCGUGUGAGCGCUUUCCAAACGGGUCCUUAACAGUCACCAAAGACAACUUAAAAUAUCGUUCAGCACUAGAAUAGCUGGAUUAGGAUGUGAUUUAAGCCGGGAGAAACGAUAUGUUGUGCAGUUAGUGCGGUUGUGACUGUGGUUGGAUCUUGGUUUUAUUAUUUAACACCCUCCAUUAUGGCAGAGCAAGGUAGGACACACGAAACAAUAUAGCGCUACAGCGAUCUUACGAUCUUUUCUUCAAUUCAUGAACCUUUUCGGUCUCAGAAGCUGAUUCUGUCAUAUUAUAUUUAUAUUCUGACAUUUUUUACGCUUAUUCCUUCAAAAGUCAAGGGAAUCUAUUACUAAAGUUAUCGACUGAUAUAACUCCCUUAAGUAGCAAAACCUAUGAUAAUAACAGCUAUCUACAGCUAUCCGCCUACUGAUCAGGAUCACAUUAGGGACAAAAAUGUAAAGCAUCAUAAUGAUUGUAAUUUAGAUACGUCGAGGAGGAACACAUUCGUCAUUGUGUUCCAAGCAACGUGUCUAGCGGUUUAGCUGGUCUUCCACUCAAGUAUGUUUGGUUCGACGGCAAAGAGAACACCUCCCAGCCCACAGACCCAUUCCUGCCCACUGGUGAACCGCUGAAUGGAUCGUUGGCGUAUUCUAAGAUCAUGUCGUAUUUCACAACAAAUAACAUGACAGUAAUGGAAGUUCAUGAGCUUGGUAAAAAGCAGCUUGAUCUUCUCUAUCCCAUGGUGAGGUUAUUUCCAGUUUUUGUCUAAACAAAGAAUCGUUCUGUUAGUGAUGUCAUUUCUUUAAGACAAUACCUCGUACCACCUCCGAAUUUCUUCCUAGUUAUUUCCUCUUUUGACUCAUUCAUAGGUUGUCGAUGUUGCAAAACUUGUCACUGGGAUCAACGAUACCAGCACGGCUAUAUCGGAGUUCAGAGAAAUACUAACUUCAUCUGAUAGUUAUUUCAAUUCAGAUCCAUUUCCCAAAAACGAGUCUGAUAAAGAGGCACACAAGAAAUGUAGCGAUAUUGAAGGAGCUAAGAAACAUUGUCCCACGAGGUGGGCUACUUUAGAGCUCUGGAUGGCUGAAUCAAGGAAGGUAUUGCAUUUUCUUGAUACUGAUAAUAUAAGUAUGCUAAAUUACUUUAUCUUCUGUUGGCCCCGAUAAGGAAAACCCCUUAACAUCCGGUACGGGAUUGUUCUUGGAAGUGUUAAUUUAGACCCUAAAUGAGCCGAUACUCCUUGGGGCAAGGCUCCAUUUAGUGUGGUUUAAGAGGAUGUCCAGCAAGUAUUAUUGAUCUGUCGUGAUAUUCCUGUCAAUCUGACUUCCCACCAAAUACAAAUUGGCAUCGUUUUUUUUCGAAGUUCUCACCUCCCCCCCCAACCCUAACCCCCACCCUUAUUAAAAGAUUUUUGGUAGCCAAAAAAAUUUGACUGUUUGAACUUGAACACCGUUAUCGGAGUAGUUUGAAUUUAAACUUUUCCUCGGUCAAACGUAGCGGUCAUCUGGCAAUCUAGAAGUCUGCGUGAUCUGUUCUCUACGCGAGAAAUGCAUUUUCCAAGUCUCAUCUAUUUAAAACAAAGACAUCUCAGCAAAUUGUUUUGAUACGUUUCCUCAAGUCAAUUCAGGUAGAAGUAAGAGCAAACUGUUCCCGAUUUUGCCGGAAUAGGUGAUGAGUUUGCUUGCUCCGAAGACGAUUCCUCUCUUCCACUUCACUGGGGAUUAUGCGACCACACCCAGCUGCCCAGUUGAUAUGCAGCCCGAUCUGAAUCCGUCCAGUGGAGCUCAAAGCUAUCGACGUGCGGGUCCAAAUUGCGCAAGAAGCGCCAAAUACAACCUUCCAUUUUUCUUGGAAAAUAUGGGUCCCAGGUUUUCUGAAUGGAGCGUGAACGCACACGAGGCGACGCCAGGACAUCAUACACAGGUUUACGUGUUAACCAGCUUUAUUAUAAUAAAGAUUCGUAAGCAAAUUUGCAAAUUGUUUCGAGAGUCGAUAUCAGUCCACUCAGCUCGACAUACCGGCUUAUACUCCAUCCACAGGUUCAGGGUAAUGCAGAACACUUCCGCGACAUUUGCGGUGGUGCUAUUGGUUGGCUUGAUAGUGUCACGUACUACACAGCGUUUACAGAGGGAUGGGCGUUGUACGCUGAAAACCCGCUUAUAGCCCAGGAUACAGACGCUUAUAAGACCGAACCGAUGCAGAGGUUUGGAAUGCUGAAGUGGCAGGUAGAGAUUGAUUAAGUUUAAUUCAUGGCAGCAUCACCGUUUCGCAGACGGGUACAUAAAAGUAUGCAAUCAUCAACGGAGUUCAGACCCUUUUUCUGAAUGAUUACACUUCCCUCUACCUGUAGGUUUGGCGAGCAAUACGGCUGAUCGUAGACACUGGUUUACAUUACGUUGGAUUCUCAAGGAAAGAGGCAUUGGAAUACUUCAGAAAAUAUGCGUGGGACGAUACAGACCUUGCACAAAAAGAGGUGAAAUAAUUAAAAAAAAAAAAGAAUUAUUGUUACAAGUAUAGCGUUAUGAAAAGUUUUAAAGCAACUUUCCAAGCUAUGGAAAACAUUCAGAGAAAUCUGACGAAAUCCUGGGGGAGGAGCAAGGGACCAUCAUUGCGACGGAACAACAGCUUAACCAGACUAAGGUAGCACGUAUAAUUACAUUCACACCACGGACACUGAGAUAACCUCAGUCGGUGCGGGCCACUCUGCUCGAGAAAAGACCAGCCUUACUGUUUCAUCAAUGUUCAGUAUCGGUUGGAUAGUCAGCUUAAUAUCCACAUAUCUGGUCACUAAACACAUUUCAAUAAGCCAUUUCCAAAGCGGGUCCUGGAGCUCACUCUUCCAUAUGAUUAUAAGGUUUCAUUCAUAUGCAAAUUAAACUCAUUUUCAUACGAAUAGUUGAACACCAGGCCUCGCUUUGAAAAGGAGGCAAACAUAACUCGGAAAUGUGCCACUGGACAAGUCGUCAUAAUCCAACACAUUUAUCAAUUUAACUAUAACUGUUGAUAAUCUCUUACUUUCUGUUAUUAAAUUACUUGCACUGCUGGUGACCUCAACAGGUUACUCGGUAUCAGAGCAACCCAGGACAAGCGACUGCGUACAUGAUUGGUCAAUUGGAGAUUGAAAAAGCCAGAAAGUAUACUAAAGAUAAUUUGGGGGAAAAGUUUAAUCUGCGAGAUUUCCAUUACCAGGUUAGUAAAUACGUCUCAUGCAUUCGUUUUAAGGGAUUUCAUCCCUAAAUGCCACUGCGGACGUCAAUAGGCUAUGAACGCAUUGCUUGUUUUGAGGUUAUGUGGACAUUAUUUUCAUUAUCUAACCAAAUGCAAUGUUACUAAGGGUGCUAAGGGUGUUGACGAGCCAAAUUAUGGCUAUAGCAAUAGCAAUGGUAAGGAUAUUUUGCCAGAAGAUUACAAUAACUGGCUUCGAACUAAAUAAAUAUGUUGUCGUUUGACGAUAAAGUCCUGAUUUAGCGAAUUACUCAUCCGAUUAUCACAGUUUGGUCUGCUUUAUUGAAACAAGGUCGUAAUUGUCCGAAUAGCUGAGAAAUCAUAAUUUAGGUAAACAGCUGCCGUAAUCGCUAGAUGAAUGGAGAUUUCCUGCGGAACUAACUACUUAGAGAUAUCCUUGUCACUUUCCGACAAUGUAAUAGACAGUCGCAGUUGACAGCCUAAAUGCCACCCAGAGAGGUGCCAGACAAUGGCUGAGCUCCAAACUUGGGCUAGAAAAAACGAGGAAAGCGAGAAAAGUUAUGUGUAAAAGGAAUAGCGAUACUAGGUUUAAAAAAUGGGAGCUGGACAUAUGUAAACUUUUUCAGGUUCUUGCUCAGGGGUCCUCUCCGCUGGCCUACUUAUCAGAUCACAUUGAAAAAUAUGUAGCGUGUGUCAUGGGCAAGACGAAAGAAGGCUGUGACGUUAUUCUGAGACCACCGAAGAAACGCAAUGGAAAGAAAACAGCAGACGCGCCCCGUUGGCAAAACAUACCGAAACCUAUUUUACACUAUAUAUGAUGUGCACUUUUUGUUAGUGAUUGCACAUUUUAGGGGCUGGCUCUUUUUUUCCGACUCUAACGAAAGGCCAAGCCUAAUUAGGAUCUUGUUAAUUGUUAAAAAUAGGCAGUUUAAGAAAUUUUUUUAAGCACUUAAGAGAACCAGUGAUUGAAUUUUAAUGCUAGAAGACAGUGUUGCAGAAGAUUUGUCUCACAUGCGAAAUACAAAACCUGCCGCAUCCCGCAUAUUUGUGAGUAUUCAAUAAGAAAAAGACGAUUCAAGAAUAUAGUGACCUAUUUACCCUCAACCU